CACUGUUACAACCAAUUUCUUCACAUUCCACCAGAGUUCGACCGUCAACCAAAACUGAGAACAUUAUGGCUCCGGGUGCCAAGCGCCGUAUGCCAGUACCACCUCUUGAGUCGGACUCAGAAGCUAGUCCACCACAACGUCGCAGGCUGGUACCUCCGCAAAGCUCCCGGCGCAACAAUGGCGAGAGCUCAACGCAGGGCGCUAGAAGAGAUCGCCUGAGAAGUGUCUCUGCAGAACAAGAUGACGUUGAGGAUGAAGUUGCUAGCGGUGCUGAGGGCAUAGAAGCAACUCAAGAUUCAAACAAGGAACGUAUGAUCAAGAAACUCGUUAGAUAUGCCAUCUCUGCAGAAUACACCCGUGUGCCGAUAAAGCGCACUGAGAUAUCGAGCAAGGUCCUCGGUUCACAUGGGCGAAUGUUCAAAGAGGUCUUUGCCGGCGCUCAAUUGGAACUAGAACGUGUAUUUGGGAUGAGAAUGGUAGAGCUUCCCCUUCGUGAGAAGACGAAGCUCAGUCAGAGGAGAGCUGCGCAAACCAGUGACAAAGUUCCUUCAACUUCAAAAUAUUACGUCCUCACCACCAUCCUCCCUGAGAAAUUUCGCGAGCCAGAGAUUGUCCAACCGUUCGGUGUCAAAGAACAAGCCUAUGUUGGUCUCACUACUAUGAUCGUGUCUCUAAUCUACCUCAAUGGUCGUUCUAUUGCAGAAACCAAGCUUGACCGCUACCUCAGACGCAUGAACGCAGACAGAAACACCGCAGCUGGGGAGACCGAGAAGGUCCUUCAGUCAAUGAUCCGUCAUGGCUACAUCUCAAAGCAGAAAGACGACAACGCUAAUGACGGCACAUUUGACUACGUUCUUGGCCCCCGGGGAAAGGUUGAGAUUGGAACGGAUGGUGUUCUAUCUAUGAUCAAAACGGUCUAUGCUACCAACGUCCCCGAGGACGUCGAAAAGCGAAUGAUGAGAAACAUCGGAUUCGAUCCUGAGGCUGGCGCGUCCCAGGUCCAGGGUUCGCACAGACGGAGGGAGAGGAGAAGCAAUGGCACUCAGAGGCAGGCUGGGUCAGAAGAUGAAGUUUAAUAUUACUUGGCUGUACACUUGUGACCCUUAUGUUCAAGCAAAGGCGUUAGGGAGAGGCUUGCUGUUGUUCUGUUUUCCAAUAAUUAACCCAUAGCUGUAUCAUUACCCACAAUCACUUUUCAUUGG
This is a messenger RNA of Tuber melanosporum (Perigord truffle), 1202 nucleotides long. RefSeq lists its product as uncharacterized. Gene Ontology annotation, cellular component: nucleus. Bases 66 to 1076 code for a protein of 336 amino acids. Lineage: Eukaryota; Fungi; Ascomycota; Pezizomycetes; Pezizales; Tuberaceae. The record is from RefSeq and is a predicted model, not a curated record. Gene Ontology annotation, biological process: DNA repair. The transcript is spliced from 6 exons.